Molecule: messenger RNA, 1874 nt
Organism: Cryptomeria japonica (Japanese cedar)
Lineage: Eukaryota; Viridiplantae; Streptophyta; Pinopsida; Cupressales; Cupressaceae
Product: laccase-12
Exons: 6
Coding region: 31-1716 (561 amino acids)
Biological process (GO): lignin catabolic process
Cellular component (GO): apoplast
Molecular function (GO): hydroquinone:oxygen oxidoreductase activity; copper ion binding
Source: RefSeq, a predicted model, not a curated record
GUUGUUUUGCAAGGAAGAAAAAUAUCAACAAUGGCAAGGUUGUCAAGAGUACUGAAAUUAGCUCCCUUAAUUUGUAUAAUUUUGAUAGCACCAUGGAUGGCAUCUGCGGCUCUUGUCCGGCGCAAAUUCACCAUUGGAACGCAGAGUGUGACUAGAGUGUGUAAUACUCAGACGAUUGUAACAGUCAAUGGGCAAUUUCCUGGCCCCACCAUAUCUGUUCGCGAAGGCGAUAAUCUUAUCGUUGAAGUGGACAACAAUGGGCCGUAUAAUGUGACUAUACAUUGGCAUGGAGUAAAGCAGUUGGGAUCGUGCUGGGCAGAUGGACCUGCCUACAUAACGCAGUGCCCAAUUACUCCUGGAAAUAAAUUCACGUACAACUUUACAAUCACAGGGCAGGAAGGGACGUUGUGGUGGCAUGCACAUAUCUCAUAUCUGAGAGCCACGGUGCAUGGAGCAUUGCUCAUUUUACCCCGUGCUGGAAAGGUUUAUCCAUUUCCCAAACCAGCUGCUGAGUUUCCUAUUAUUUUGGGUGAAUGGUGGAAUGCGAACGUGGAAGAUGUAAUAGCAGAUGCGCUUAAAAGAGGAGUUCCACCAAAUGACUCCGACGCAUACACCAUUAACAGCCAGCCAGGAGACUUUUUCCCUUGCUCUGCCAAUGAUACUGCUCGUAUUUUGGUUGAGAGAGAAAAAACUUAUCUUCUGAGGAUUGUAAAUGCUGGCAUGCUACAUGCAUCCUUCUUCAAAAUUGCACAGCACAAAAUGACUCUUGUGGCAGUGGAUGCAGUUUAUACCAAACCAUAUACAACCGAUUUGCUGCUUAUACAGCCAGGGAACACCAUGGAUGUGCUCAUAAAAGCUAACCAACAGUCAGAGCUCUACUACAUCGGCACUCGCGUAUAUAACAGCCAGCCUCUAGGGACUGGAUACUUAAAUACCAGUGCAACAGCAAUAUUGCAAUACAAAGGCAGCAGCAUUUCAUCUGCCCCACUCUUGCCCAACUUUCCUGCAUUUAACGAUAAGCCAACUGCAUUCAAAUUCACUAAAAACCUGAGAAGCCUGCGGCCUUCUGUUCCAAAGAAUGUUGAUGAGGAAAUGUUUAUAACAGAGGGAUUCGGGCUCGUUAGCUGUCCCAACAAUUCCUGCGCAGGAAUCAAUGGUGGAAAAGCAGUUGGAAGUUUUAAUAACAUUUCAUUCGUGGAGCCAGAGAUAGCUAUACUUCAGGCUUAUUAUAAUGGUAUAAGUAGAGUGUUUACCAGAGAUUUCCCAAAUAAUCCUCCCCAGACAUUCAAUUACACUGGUUCUGUGCCCCGUAGUCUUUGGGAGCCCGAGUUGGGGACAAAAGUUAAAGUUCUGAAAUUCAAUAGUACUGUUCAAAUAGUUUUUCAGAACACUGGGAUUAUUACAAUACAGAACCAUCCUAUACACCUUCAUGGCCAUGAUUUUUAUCUUGUGGGUCAAGGCUUUGGUAACUAUAAUUCUCGAACCGAUCCUGCAAAUUUUAAUCUGGUGAAUCCACAGAUGUUGAACACUGUUGGAGUUCCUACUGGUGGGUGGGCAGCCAUUAGAUUUGUAGCCAACAAUCCAGGAGUUUGGCUCAUGCAUUGCCAUUUUGAAUCUCAUUCUGCACUUGGUUUUGACAUGGUGUUUCUCACCGAGGAUGGGCCAGGAUAUUCUGACAAAUUGCCGCCUCCUCCUUUGGAUCUACCUAAAUGUUAGACCGAUUUCUUUCUCUGCAAAACUGUUGGUUUCAGGAGUAGUUACUCAUAGAUGCCGGAAGCCAGAAUUGGUAAGAUUAUAUGGUUAAUUUUUUAAACAGCUGACUCGAGAACGAGUCAUGGAAAUAAAGAUUAUGUCGUACAUUUUUAUUAAUUUAA